AUGAAUUCACACAUCUUCCAUUUCCCAUCUCCAUCUUCCGUGUGUGUGUGUGUAUGUACCCCUUCUGCAGCUGCAAUUGUUUGUGCAUGCAACAAAAUUUUUUUUUUGGUCCGUAUGAUGUGUCCUCUUCUCCUUCGUUUUAGUUGUUAUUCCGUUCAACUCCAGUUUUGCUAUCUCUGCUCCCUCCCUCUCUUUUUCUUUCUUUUUCCCCUUCUUUUUUAUUCAUUAAUUUUUUCUUUUGUUUUUACCGCAGGGUGCUGGACAUCCACUACACACUUGAGGCCGUAG
Messenger RNA from Trypanosoma brucei brucei TREU927, 288 nucleotides. RefSeq lists its product as hypothetical. The record is from RefSeq and is a predicted model, not a curated record. The transcript has a single exon. Bases 1 to 288 code for a protein of 95 amino acids. Lineage: Eukaryota; Euglenozoa; Kinetoplastea; Trypanosomatida; Trypanosomatidae.